Nematostella vectensis (starlet sea anemone) is the source of this 2273-nucleotide messenger RNA. Its product is annotated as YEATS domain-containing protein 4. The record is from RefSeq and is a predicted model, not a curated record. The coding region runs from base 70 to 819 and encodes 249 amino acids. The transcript has 7 exons. NCBI's taxonomy places the organism in Eukaryota, Metazoa, Cnidaria, Anthozoa, Actiniaria, Edwardsiidae. Gene Ontology annotation, biological process: regulation of DNA-templated transcription.
AAUCUUUGGGUACCCUUUGUUUUAUUAGCCAUCAAGAAUAACCAGCGGCUUCGCCCAAUAAAAAACAAGAUGGCGGGCUUUGGGGACAAUACUCGUGUGAAAGGAGUGACGAUCGUAAAGCCCGUUAUCUAUGGGAACGUUUCACAUUAUUUCGGCAAAAAGAGGGAAACUGAUGGCCAUACUCAUGGAUGGACAGUCUACAUUCGACCCUUCAACAACGAGGAUAUGUCAAGUUAUGUGAAGAAAGUCCAUUUCAAGCUUCAUGAAAGUUACGCAAAUCCUCUUAGAGUCAUCACCAAGCCUCCAUAUGAAGUCAAUGAGUCUGGCUGGGGAGAAUUUGAAAUCACAAUCAAAAUCUUCUUUAUGGAUCCACAAGAAAGACCUGUGACUUUGUACCAUCUACUCAAGCUCUUCCAAACAGAGUCCGCCCUUGCAUCUGGGAAAAAGCAAUUAGUAGCAGAGUUCUAUGAUGAAAUUAUUUUUCAAGACCCAACUCAGAUGAUGCAUCAGUGUUUAUUGAGCACAAGGCAGCUCCCUCCAAUGAAACAUGAAUCAGAUUGGCCAGAGAUUGAACAGAGAACUACUUCAGCAAUUGCAAUGGCAAGAUCCAAGAUCGGGAAGGAAAUAAGCCAAUUGAAGGAAAGGUUAAAAGCAAGUAAAACAACUAUACACAACUUGAAGACAGAGAUUUCUAGAUUAGAGCAGGAAGAGGAUGAGGGCCCUGGCUCCGGACUAUUACAAGUGCAGGCCAUGCAUAUUCCUGCCACAGCACCCAUAGCCGAGGACACAGGGCCGAGGAUGCCAGCGACACCCACAUGAGAACUGCCAACAUCCCAUAAGAAAUGUUACGUAAUGUCAAUAAUCUGGAUGUGAUGGCCUUAAUCCAGUUUGCCAUACAAUGAUGUGAGACCUGGCUUUGUCUUCCCUGAUACUGGACAAAACUGGACUACCAUACUAUCAUACAAACAACAGUCAACAUAUGAACAUUGAUGUUUUCUUGGAAAGCAAUAUAACAGACAAUGACUGUAUGGUGCAAAUACCCUCCCUUGGCUAUUAGAGAGAGAUAUUUAUCCAUACCUCUUUUUGUAAAAUAUAUACCUAUUUUCAAUAACACUUUAUAGCUAUGCUACUAGCCAAAACCUAAAUCAAUGUUGUAUUUUUUAAGGUGGCCCGCGUCCAUUAAAAAGUACUGCUUUCUCGAAAAGUCAAGCCAUCAUCAUUUUUUAAACCCCUCCCAUACAAUCAUUAUUUACGCGAUUUCUCUAAUUCUUUCAAAUUCUGUAUGGCACGGGUAAACAGCGGCAUUCCCUCGAGAGUCACCAACCUGUGAAUUCCAGUUGAAAUCCAAAACAACAGAAGUUCAAAGAUAGCUCUUUGGCUUCUGGGAGUUUGGAAGAGUAACCGUCAUUACCCGUACUCUAAUCUGGUGCAACUGCUUUUUCUAUACCCUAGUUUUGAUCAUAUUAAGUAAGGUAAGUAAGUGUAAGUAAGGUAAGUAAACGGUAAGUAAGGUAAGGUAAGUAAGCGGUAAGUGUCAAAACAUAGUCUACCAAAAGCUAAAAGGAAUCAAAAUGGAUGAAUUUGAAUUAUAAUUAUGACGGAAAUGUGCUGUUUACUUCUCCGCGGUAAGUAAGGUAAGGUAAGUAAGCGGUAAGUGUCAAAACAUAGUCUACCAAAAGCUAAAAGGAAUCAAAAUGGAUGAAUUUGAAUUAUAAUUAUGAAGGAAAUGUGCUGUUUACUUCUCCAAGCGCAAAACUCGAAAUCACGGUCUCCAAAUGCUAGCAUUUUUAAUGAAGGGACAUCAAUUUUUACUUUUAGAUGGAGGUAUUCUUUCUGUGAACGAUUUGAUUGGCAGCAUGUUCAUCAUUCUUCAAGACGUCUAUCUCGAGAUAUUCAAAUUGUUAUACUGUAUACUUAUACCGUCGAUUUAGAGCAAGAUCGGCCCAACGAAAUAUCAUUAUAUUUCACAGGCGUGAUCCUUGAAAUUCAAUUUAACUAUUACAAACUUCGACUUUCAAUUAAUCGGUUUGGAUUUCACCUAGCAUUGCAGUAAACUCCGAAUCUAGGAUGUUCCUUUCAUAAGAAUUGAAAGAAUUAGAAAAAUCUUGUAAAUAAUGAUUGUAUGGGAGCGGUUUGAAAAUGCGUGAUUUUUUGGGAAAGCAGUCCUUUUGAAUUGAAACGGGCCACCUUAAUAAAAAAAAGAGUUUUAUUGUUGAGUAUAUCGAAUAUCCUUUUUCUGGAGUGUAACCCAAUAAAGGCCAACUCUUGCUAAA